UAUUUGAUUUGUCAUUCGUCGCUUGAUUUUUUUUUGGACCUGAUCAAACUUAAAUUUCAGUCAGAGUAAAAUGCCAACAACUUUUAUUCCCCACGCCAAUUUGAUCACUUCGGAAAGUACCGAAUCCACGGAACCGCCCUAUCCCACCAUCGAAACCAUUAGACCAACUCCGCACACGGAUGCUCCGGAUCAUCAACGAAUGCUGCAAGAAAUGACAUUUCAUGCGAUUCAUUCACGGUUACUGGAGAUUGAUCUCAAGAUGAGCCGAUUAGAGUCGAACUUUUGCGAGGCAUUCUCUCGGAUAGAGGCCAAUGUUGCCAAAUGCUAUAGGGCCAUUACUUCGGUGAAUGAAUCCAUAGACCGGUUGAACAGAACUGGACUAUACGCAGUUGGGUCACAACCCCGAGAUGUAGUGAUGAAUCAAUGGAUCCGCGGCGCAACGAAUCAAGUGGAAACCGCGUCUUUAUCGGAACACAUUUUGAAUAGCCCGACGACCUCAUACACUAACGGCUAUAUGAAUCGCCGACGUACUGGCGUUCUGAAUCGCCUCAAGAAUCAGGUCAAAAGCGCUUUCAGUGUCCCGUGCGUUGUGACGCCCACCUUGGUAAUUUAUCCCAAUUCAACCCAAACAUCAGCUCCGUCCCUGGGUACCAUGGCGAACCAACAACAACAACCACAACAGCCAUAAUAUCCAAGUAGGCUGUUAAUGCAACAUUCGUAACAUUUUUGGGAACUUUUCUAAUCAGACGCUAAAUUUGAAGUCUCCGCAAAACUUUAAUAACUGGAAAUUCAAAAAUGUCCGUGAAAGAAAUUUACUUCAACAAAAACGCCAAUUUUAAUGAAUCGGUUGUCGAAUUAACCGAAUUGGCACCGAAGAAAGUCGUCCCAUUGACGGAGGAGCUUCUCCACGAGAAACAUUGUACCAUUUCGGAGGACGUCCAGCAGCAGCUAAUAUCCUUCGAGCAGCGCCUGCUCAACGUAGAAGCGAGGAUAGAUCGCUUGCACGAUAUAUGCGAAGAAUGCGUCCAAAGCAUCCAGGUGGAAUGCGGGUCAGAGCUGGCGAGUGUCGUGAGUUCCGUUCAACAACCAUCAGAAACGGAAGAGGUUCAGGAACGUCAAAUAAUGAAGUAUAUUGCCAAAAAGGAAGACACUGCUGGUUCGAGUGUGUCGCUGAACGAGCAGUACGAACGAGAGAAGUCCCUGGAAAGAGUACGGGAGGCCAAUAUUCACCGAAUGCGACGCAACAAACAGUAUCGCGAUUUGCUGCUGAAUGGGGUCAGCUUGAAUCCGUGCAGCUGCAAGCGAUUUCACGAAGAACUACCAACGAGUUGUUCGAGAGAUGCCCCUGACGUGGAGAAGAUCUGUAAGUUCAAAUGAAAAGCGAACGAUCAAAAUCCGAGGAAUUUUCGCACUGGCAAUAAAACCUUUCGUGUCCAAUCA
Molecule: messenger RNA, 1440 nt
Organism: Armigeres subalbatus
Lineage: Eukaryota; Metazoa; Arthropoda; Insecta; Diptera; Culicidae
Exons: 3
Coding region: 796-1377 (193 amino acids)
Source: RefSeq, a predicted model, not a curated record